ACUAGAUUACCGUCAAAGAAACACAGAAACACACACCUAAAAUAGCCGCCAGGAUGAUAUCUCCAGUUAUCUUCAUCUUUUCUCUCCUCCUUUCCACCUCCCAUUCUGCUGUGCAAGACUUCUGUGUAGCUGACUUCGAAUCUCCCGAAAGCCCUGUAGGCUACGCAUGCAAGAAGCCUGCAGCUGUCACGGUGAAUGAUUUUGUUUUCUCUGGCCUAGGCAUUCCAGGCAACACCUCCAAUAUAAUCAAAGCUGGGGUGACCACUGCGUUUGCCUCAGACUUUCCUGGUGUAAACGGCCUUGGAAUUUCUUUGGCUCGUGCGGACAUUGCGGCCGGGGGAGUUAUCCCGUUUCACACACAUCCUGGAGGUUCAGAAGUCCUACUUGUUGUGGAAGGAACAAUAUUUGCAGGGUUCGUUUCCUCAGCUAAUGAAGUUUACACACAGACUCUUGAAGAGGGUGAUCUUAUGGUUUUCCCUCAAGGAUUACUGCACUUCCAAAUGAAUGCUGGAAGUUCUACGGCUGUUGGAUUUGUUAGCUUCAGCAGUGCAACCCCAGGUCUCCAGCUUCUGCCCUUCGCUUUGUUUAAAAACGAUUUACCCACUGACAUCAUAGCGGCAACUACAUUCCUUGAUGAAGCUCAGAUUAUGAAGCUUAAAGCCAUUCUUGGUGGCACUGGCUAAGGUCUUUGAAUCAGUCUAUUAAUUAUAAAAGAGAGUACUGUUGUGAGUUGUUUUUAUUUUGUUUUUAAGAACUUUGAUUGUAUGCUUGAUGAGGGUAAUAAUAUUUCUGUUGAAGGCAAAUGCCAAUUUGAAGAUGAAUAAAUGUGCAAGCUAGGUUUGGUUUGUCUA
Juglans microcarpa x Juglans regia is the source of this 851-nucleotide messenger RNA. Its product is annotated as auxin-binding protein ABP19a-like. The record is from RefSeq and is a predicted model, not a curated record. NCBI's taxonomy places the organism in Eukaryota, Viridiplantae, Streptophyta, Magnoliopsida, Fagales, Juglandaceae. The coding region runs from base 54 to 683 and encodes 209 amino acids. Gene Ontology annotation, cellular component: cell wall. The transcript has a single exon. Gene Ontology annotation, molecular function: manganese ion binding.